AGCAUUCCACAGCAAGGCAAUCCAUCGCAAGUCCGUGCAGCCUAGCAAAAAGCUAUACAACAACCAUCCGUGUGGAAGAAACACUCCUGCAAAGUAUCGAACAUACAAUGGCUUCCUACAAGGUGCUCGGCAGUCUCAUCGUCGUCCUGCUGGUCGUCCUCGCCUUGAGUGGACACGCCGAGGCUGGAUACCGGAAACCACCCUUCAAUGGCAGCAUCUUCGGCAAGCGCAGCGGAAACUCGAUCGAUUACGAGGGCAACGCGAAGGUUCUAUCGACCAUGUGCGAAAUAGCGGCCGAGGCAUGCCAAAGCUGGUUCUCGCAGGAACAGAAAUAAGACCAGACCGCAGCGUUCGCUCGCUUCUCGCCUUUCCCGCAGACAGACAUAACUGGACGAUUUGGUGUGCUUAAGAGAUGUUUUACAUUACGCUACAAUAUGGAUCGCGAUUCCGCUCGAGUGAGCCUGUUCGUGCCGCGCCCCAUCGCAGUGGGCUGAGGGUUCUCAUGUAAGCGUUCUAUUCCGGAAUAAAAUGUUUUGUGUCAACAAUCAGC
This is a messenger RNA of Anopheles nili, 550 nucleotides long. It is a transcript of the gene SIFa, whose product is annotated as neuropeptide SIFamide. The coding region runs from base 108 to 335 and encodes 75 amino acids. The record is from RefSeq and is a predicted model, not a curated record. NCBI's taxonomy places the organism in Eukaryota, Metazoa, Arthropoda, Insecta, Diptera, Culicidae. The transcript is spliced from 2 exons.